GGUCAGCUGACAGGUUUGUUUUGCUUGCUCGAGCUCGUCCUGAUAAAAACAGCUAGAGGAAGGAAGCGACGACAUAAAACCGUCUUUAAACUACUGCUCAUCUGCCACUAUUUUACCAAGAAGCUAACAGCGCCGUAAGCACGGACAGUUUUAUAAACCGUUUUCAGCUUUUAUAGUUUUGCUUUGACAGCUGCUACCUCUGUUUUUCAUCUACUGCCAAGUGGUUGACUUUGACGCAAUAUGCCUUCAGAAAAAACCUUCAAACAAAGAAGGACAUUCGAGCAGAGAGUAGAAGAUGUCAGACUGAUCCGAGAGCAGCACCCCAACAAGAUACCCGUGAUCAUUGAGAGGUAUAAAGGAGAAAAACAGCUCCCCAUCCUGGACAAGACCAAGUUCCUGGUGCCAGACCACGUCAACAUGAGUGAACUCAUCAAGAUUAUCAGGAGGCGCCUCCAGCUAAACUCCAACCAGGCUUUCUUCCUGCUGGUCAACGGCCACAGCAUGGUCUCAGUGUCAGCAGCCAUCUCUGAGGUGUAUGAGCGGGAGCGGGACCAAGAUGGCUUCCUCUACAUGGUGUACGCUUCCCAGGAGACCUUCGGCACUGCCACGACCGCCCAGUGAACAGCCCUCCUUCCUUCUUCCACCCUGGCCAGCGAUUGGACAAUUGUAGUUUUUAGCUCCCUGCCAUGUUUUUCCAGUAACACAGUCGUCUUGCCACAUUAGUCUUGACUGUAAGAACUAAAACACAGACGCAAACUGCUAAAUGUAAACACGAUAACGUCUCAGCUCAGAUCAGUUCAGGUUGCCGUCUCUCUCACUGCAGUGAGCAGAUAGACUGUUUGUGUUCCACCACACUCACCCAGUAGCAUAAAGCCACAAGGGUCAACCAGAACAGCAGAGUUUGAGUAGAGAAAUCCCCAAAUCUGACUCAGGCCAAUAGUCUCUUAGUGUCUGUCUCUGCUUCUUUAUUGUCUCUGGUCAAUCACGUCAGCUGUCAUGGCAACGUACCAGCUGUUGACGGCAGUUAUUUUGAGUGUUGUGGUUAUGUGUCUCCUAGGCUGUAUUUAUGUUCAUGUAUAUAUACAUUUCAGGUAGUGGUAUUACAUGAAAGUGGUGUGGCUCCACCACUUAUCUAUAUAUAUAUGUAUAUAUAUAUAUACACAUAUAUAUAUAUAUAUAUUUAUAUAUAUACAUUAGCCAAUGAACAAAGCCAACCUUAGUUUUAAGGUUUGUGGAGACAAAUGUUAGAGAGAGAGAGAGAGAGAGAGAGAGAGAGAGAGCUUUGUAAAGAGUUUCUGGCUUCCUGUUGUUUUUAUGGAGGAUUUUAUUGCAGUCUGAGGUCAAAUUUAGGAGUCCAAGCCUACUUUUGCCAGAGAUUAUUGCUAAAUUAAGUAGAGAAGAUCCUUGUUAAUCAGCGCAUCUCUGCUGUGUGUCUCGUCACAUUCCCUUUAUGGUCCUUUGGUGUUUUUAUCCUCCCUGCCUUGUAGCCUAAAGCAUCUUCACUGUAACAAAAAAAAGAUGUAAGGAAACUGCUUUGCUCUUGAAACAGAUGAUUGUAGUUUGCAGAAAAUGCCUUGGUGUACAGAUGGUAUUGACAUUAUGGCUUUGAAUAUAAAGGGGUUCCAAUAAGAGUGUAACCAAGUUGACUUUGGAGACACUACAAAGAGCAUGGUCUGAUUGCAUGUGUGAAUGGGGGAUGAUGGUGUUUCUGUAAAUGCUGAUGAGGGGAGGGGGUUGCUUAAAACAUGACAGCGUUCAUUUCCUUUCCUUCGUAUUUCUGUUGUUACAAGUUAUCAUUAAGGUGAUGAAGGGAAGUUGGAAAAAAAAAAAAAAAGAGUGAAACAUGGGCAGGUUGAUGAGCACCAUGUCUGUGUUCUGCCUUUGACCCACAGGGCUGAUUUCCCAGAGCUGCCGUUGCUGCGUCGCUGUGGGGACGUCAGACCUGCCCACUGGGUUUUUAAGGGCUGCACGUUUAAUCCUGUCUGUCUAUAGAUGGACUUUCACACUUCCUGUGCUGUUGUGCUUCUCCUCCUCCUCACCAUCUUCUUAACAGAUCGAGGUUUAGCUGCUUUUAUAUCGCAGUAUUUUAUCAUUUUUGGUUCGUUUUAUUUAAUGUGAUUUUUAUUUCAUUGUACGACAUGUCUUUACUCUCGCUGUCCACAGUAUGUGAUUUACAAAAGGUGACUUUUUUCUGACUAGUAAAAGCCACUGUGUGUUUGUUACAGAGGGGUGGAGCAUUUGUUUUAGUUCUGUCUUUAUCUGCCUGCUCCUCUGUUUCACACACACACAUCCACACACAGCAAUAUCACUCAAUCUCCUUUAUGUAUUUAUGUUGGUAUUUUGUAAA
Molecule: messenger RNA, 2347 nt
Organism: Thunnus maccoyii (southern bluefin tuna)
Lineage: Eukaryota; Metazoa; Chordata; Actinopteri; Scombriformes; Scombridae
Gene: map1lc3b
Product: microtubule-associated protein 1 light chain 3 beta
Exons: 4
Coding region: 241-621 (126 amino acids)
Biological process (GO): macroautophagy; autophagosome assembly; cellular response to nitrogen starvation
Cellular component (GO): cytosol; autophagosome; autophagosome membrane
Molecular function (GO): ubiquitin protein ligase binding
Source: RefSeq, a predicted model, not a curated record